GUGUCCAGCAUUCGUGCGACGCGGACGAGAGAUGUGGUCUCCCGGACACCCGGGUGUUCAACGACCGGUGGUCCAGUGAUAGUGUAAUCAAACUCCUACAGAUCAGUGCAAGUGUAACGUGAUAAUGUUGUCGGUGGACUAACGUUUGUUAGAAUAAAUGAAGUUUAUUUCUUGUAGAAUAAAAUUUUAGGAUUGCAGUCGACAGCCACGACGGAGUACGUGACAGUGGGCCCCUGCGGCCCUGUGGCCGUGUACGCCGCCCCCGGAGAGCCACCACCGCCCCCGCAACCCGCGGCCCCCACGCCCACUGCCGCCUCCUGCCAGGGCCUCACCAUGAACCAGCUCGGCACCGUCUAUGCCACAAAACGGAGACGGCGCAACGGAAAAAGCCUGAAACCACCGCCGAAAGACGGUGUAACGAAGAGCAACCCUAGCAAACGGCACCGCGAGCGACUAAACGCCGAGUUGGACACCCUUGCCAAUCUCCUUCCCUUCGAACAGAACAUUCUCUCCAAACUCGACCGUCUCUCCAUUCUCCGUCUCUCAGUCAGUUACCUUCGCACCAAGAGCUACUUCCAAGUGACAAUGCACAAAGAGAAAGAGGAGGCGCAGUAUAGGAGUCGGAGUGAUAUGUCAGUCUACGAUCAUGCUAUGCUUGAUGGUGACAUGUUUCUUCAGGCUCUUAACGGCUUCCUCCUGAUUCUCACCUGUGAGGGAGAAGUCUUCUUCGCAACGCACAGUAUAGAAAGUUACCUUGGCUUCCAUCAGUCUGACAUAGUGCACCAGUCAGUGUACGAGCUGGUGCACAGUGAGGACAGAGAGGAGCUGCAGCGGCAGCUGAUGUGGAACUCGUUCCUGGCACCCGAGGCGUCCGGCCUCUCGCUGCAGGAGGCUCUGCAGCCCGAUCACCUGCAGCUGCUAGAACGCAGCUUCACUGUGCGCUUCCGAUGUCUCCUAGACAACACCUCUGGAUUCCUGAGGCUGGACAUAAGAGGACGAAUAAAAGUUCUCCAUGGACAGAACAGGAAAACGGAGGAACCCCCUCUGGCACUGUUCGCCCUCUGCACCCCCUUUGGGCCCCCCUCCCUUCUCGAGAUUCCCCACAAGGAAGUCAUGUUCAAAAGCAAGCACAAACUCGACCUAACACUUGUCUCCAUGGAUCAAAGGGCUACUAUUGAAUUUUUGAAGACUGGUGCUUCAGGUAUGAUAGCGUAUAGGUACCAGACAAAGGAGGGCCAAUGGCAGUGGCUCCAAACCAGCUCAAGACUUGUCUACAAAAACUCAAAACCCGACUUCGUUAUAAGCACGCACAGACCACUCAUGGAAGAAGAAGGCCGCGACCUGUUGGGCAAGCGAACAAUGGACUUCAAAGUGAGUUACCUGGACGCCGGCCUGACAAACAGCUACUUCAGCGAUUCCGACCAGUUGGUGGGCACACCCACGCCCCUCCACACCUCCACCACGGCCACCACCACCCACCUCAGUCCUGUGGGCAACACCACGCCGCAGAGGGUCAACCGUCGCUACAAGACGCAGUUGCGCGACUUCCUGUCCACGUGUCGAACCAAACGCAAGCUGACCGGCCACCAUCACAGCCCCGUCAUGGUCACGAAUCCCCCCACGCCUACUGUCGAUUACAUAGCUAGUGACACGUCAUCAGCCGCCGUCGCCGUGGCAGCCGCCUACAACAUGUACCCCACACCCUACCCGGGCACCCCCACCACCGACAACGGACUGUCGGGCUACAUGGGCCACUCGGGCAACUUCCACCAAUCCCUAUACGAGAACCGCUUCCUUCCCGCGACGGACAACCUUUUCCACCAGUACAGGUCCCUCGGCACCUACUACCCUGACUACCAUCACUCCCAACCCACACCCUAUGUCUCCAACGGAUUUCUCGACAUCUCCCCCCGCGGAGGCACCUGUUCCCUGCCUACCUACGACACAACCCCCACCACCCACCCCGUUCACCAGUUAACCACAAAAACACCGGACUGCGAUAAGUUGUACUCGUGUCACCAGCCGAUCGUCGAACAAAAGUAUGCGACUGUUGUGGACAAUCGGAAUUAUGUGAGUGGGGGCAAGUGUGUGGAUGUGACAGCCUACACCAGUUUGCAGCCGGUGGUGACCAGCACUGUGCCGUUGUGUGAUAUGCAACAACAACAGAACACACAUCAACAAGUCGUGCAUAAGGUGAAUAUGGGUGGGAAGAACAGUGUCAAAACAAUGGAUGGUUUGUCUUCUGCGUCGUCCUCACCGGCUGCCAACGGGAUGAUCACACCCAAAAUGGAGGACCUGAAGACAGAUGUGAACAUCCUCCAGCAGCACUACUCGCCGACAACGAGUGAAGCUCCCAGACAAACGGUGCUGAUGUGGGGCAGUGGAGGCUCCCUCAACCACACACCGACACCCAACAACGGAAGUUGUCGGUCGCCGGGGGGAUCGAACCCGGGAACCCCAGUCAUGGCCAACGGUGCACCCUCCUACAUCCCCGCUCAGGACCCCUCCAAGAAGUACUCGUCACCGGGAGACCCCCUCAAGUCACUCGCCGAGAUGAACUCGCUGCCCGAGUCCAAGUGGAAGCCGGACACCCCUCCAUCACCCAAGUCCUACUACCACCCCCACCACCACCACAGCCAGGGAGGCGGCUACAGCGGGGGCGGGGGUGGCCUUUUGCCGACACCAGCCACCGAGGGGGCGGUGAGCGAGGUAUACCACCAGUUCUAUCCUUAUCACCACCAUCACCACACAGCCUCCGCCGAUCCCGGCUAUGCUCAGAUAAACAGGACGGGAGUCCUCUGCUGUCCAUCUCUGAGGUGACCAACACACUACUCAACCAAUAACUAGGUGUUCAAAGUGAACUGUGACAGUUGUUGGUCGGAGGUCGGAGCAACUCAACAAUGAACAAUGAUUAAAUUAUUGCUAGUUUUUCUCCAGGAAUUCGUUUAAGACUGUAUGAUUGAUAAAUGUAGAUACAUAAUUUUAUAUCUUGAAUCACUAAUAAGAAAAUUUCGACCGUGAAUAACUCUUAAUAUUUUUCAUAAUUUCUCUCUACAAUAAUAUUAUUAUUUAUGUGUGUUUCUGUGAUAUGUGUUAAAUUAUUGAUUUUUUGUUACUUGUAAAUUUUUCAACUUCAAUAUUUGUACCAUAAUGGUGUAAAAUAUAAAUUAUAAAUAUAACGUUUAUUUAAAUUAUGUAUUCGCGAUGUAUAUUUGUGUAGUUCUUAUCUACGAAUAUUAUUGUAUACUAUAAUUAAUUACUGUAUUCAACUUGAUAUUAAAUAUCUUCCUAAUAGAAUUGAAUCAAAACUUGGAUUUACGUGUCUAUAUAUUUUGUGCAAUUAUUUAUAAGACCAUUUGGUCUUUAAAAUGGAAUAGAAGUGUAUUUCGAUUCAGAGCUCGUUUGUUAAUAUGUCAGCCAUUUAUAAGAUAAACUUGAAUGCUCGAGAUCUGGAUUAAAUAUGAAAAAUCAAAACUUA
Molecule: messenger RNA, 3478 nt
Organism: Nilaparvata lugens (brown planthopper)
Lineage: Eukaryota; Metazoa; Arthropoda; Insecta; Hemiptera; Delphacidae
Gene: ss
Product: aryl hydrocarbon receptor protein 1
Exons: 11
Coding region: 334-2820 (828 amino acids)
Biological process (GO): regulation of transcription by RNA polymerase II
Cellular component (GO): nucleus; aryl hydrocarbon receptor complex
Molecular function (GO): nuclear receptor activity; transcription cis-regulatory region binding; protein dimerization activity
Source: RefSeq, a predicted model, not a curated record